UUGUUUUGUGUCCAGAUACAGGAAUCCGCUCUCAUCGGCUUCCCCAUCUCCUCCUCCCAACCCCGACUUUAGCUUUUGACCGUCAUCUCUCUGAGUUCCCUCCUCGUCGCGGAUAUCCAUCCCUGGCCAGCCCUCUCCCAACUGAAGCCUGCCUGGGCCAUUGAUAGCUAAGACCCAGGCACUCAAUCCGGUGGGAAAGUUCGCCGAUUGAUGAGGUUCGCCAUAAACUCCUGGAGGAAUCGCUGAGAGGAUGGAGGACGACUACCCCCAAAAUCCGCAUGUGCCCAUUAGCAGCACCAAAUCCAUUCUGAGGUCAGAGCUCUUAUCUCUGUUGAAAACAUACAACUGUUACCACGAAGGAAGAAGCUUCCAGCUGAGACACCGAGAGGAGGAGGGAGAGCUGGUCAUCGAAGGACUACUCAACAUCUCCUGGGGGCUCAGGCGGCCCAUCCGGCUGCAGAUGCAGGAUGACAACGAGAGGAUCCACUUGACGGCGCUGAGCUCGGGGAAGGCCGUCCCGGCCACGCUCAGUCAGAAGGAGCUGGUCCCCGAAGAAGGCAGAGAGACCCCCGAGGAGCCGGGCCCGAAGCGCCAGGACAUCCCCCAGGACUCAACAGAUUCGGUGAAUGGGGAAGAGGAGAUCCCGCAGUUGAUGAGAACCAAGAGUGAUGCAAGUUGCAUGAUACAAAGAAGAUCAAAAUACCGCCCGGUGGGAGAAGCUCAGAAGAUCAGGCGGCAUCGGUUCUCCAUUAAUGGGCAUUUUUAUAAUCACAAGACGUCCGUGUUCACCCCCGCCUACGGCUCCGUGACCAACGUGAGAGUCAACAGCACCAUGACGACCCCUCAGGUGCUCACCCUGCUGCUGAACAAAUUCCGAGUGGAGAAUGGCCCCGGGGAAUUUGCCCUGUAUGCCGUCCACGAAUCAGGUGAACGGACCAAACUGAAGGACUGCGAAUACCCGCUGAUUUCCCGAAUCCUGCACGGGCCGUGCGAGAAGAUUGCCAAGAUAUUCCUCAUGGAAACAGACUUGGGAGAAGAAGUCCCCCAUGAGGUCGCUCAGUACAUUAAGUUUGAAAUGCCGGUGCUGGACAGUUUUGUUGAAAAAUUAAAAGAAGAGGAGGAAAGAGAAAUAACCAAACUGACCGAGAAGUUCGUCAACUUGCGUGAGACGAUGAUGCUGCGCUUGAAGCAACUGGAGGGAGCCGAAUAGCUCGGGCGGCGGCGCAGCCCUUCCAGCGAUUCCCCUGCCGCCGCCAAACCCCGGCGAGACCCUCUCCUCGAACAGACGGCUGCCUCAAAGGAAACGGAAAGGAAGCAUCUUCUCUCGUUUCCCAGAGCUCCACUACUUCCCAGCCCCUGCUCCUAACUGCAUCUCUUUGGCCUAACGAGGGAUGUCAGCGUCGGGGUGACCAGACCCAGACCCGCUGAAUGAAGACCCCUGACUCUGGAGACCAGAUUUCUCAGGACCCGUCCCUGCCGGGCCCUGAGUUGGCGUCAGGACUCCGAACUCUCUCCUCACGGCGACGGAAGGGGAAUCGGCCUUCCUCUCCUCUCCUUAAUCCCGUCGUUCCUUGGAAAACGAGACAUGACAGCGUGAGAAGACGAAGGAGAGAGGAACGUCAAUCUUUCCCCAGAUUAGAGCCAGGCUGAGACCUGCAUUAUUAUUGUCAUUAUUGUUAUGAUACUUGUUAGGUGCUUACUGUGUGCCAAGCACUCUUCCAAGUGCUGAAG
Molecule: messenger RNA, 1731 nt
Organism: Ornithorhynchus anatinus (platypus)
Lineage: Eukaryota; Metazoa; Chordata; Mammalia; Monotremata; Ornithorhynchidae
Gene: RASSF4
Product: Ras association domain family member 4
Exons: 11
Coding region: 251-1210 (319 amino acids)
Biological process (GO): signal transduction
Source: RefSeq, a predicted model, not a curated record